Pan troglodytes (chimpanzee) is the source of this 213-nucleotide messenger RNA. RefSeq names its product DDIT3 upstream open reading frame protein. The transcript has 3 exons. The record is from RefSeq and is a predicted model, not a curated record. Lineage: Eukaryota; Metazoa; Chordata; Mammalia; Primates; Hominidae. The coding region runs from base 16 to 120 and encodes 34 amino acids.
GGCACUGAGCGUAUCAUGUUGAAGAUGAGCGGGUGGCAGCGACAGAGCCAAAAUCAGAGCUGGAACCUGAGAAGAGAGUGUUCAAGAAGGAAGUGUAUCUUCAUACAUCACCACACCUGAAAGCAGACUGAUCCAACUGCAGAGAUGGCAGCUGAGUCACUGCCUUUCUCCUUCGGGACACUGUCCAGCUGGGAGCUGGAAGCCUGGUAUGAG